ACUUCCAAACAGCAACUGAGAAGGAGCUCGAAGUUGCAUACAACAAGUAUAAAGACUUCUACGUCCAGUACCAUCAGGACCACCCCGCGGCAGUCACAGACUGUUAUAAUGAAUAUCUAGGAACCCUCGGUAAGCAAG
Molecule: messenger RNA, 138 nt
Organism: Paraglomus occultum
Lineage: Eukaryota; Fungi; Glomeromycota; Glomeromycetes; Paraglomerales; Paraglomeraceae
Source: the annotation of a GenBank genome assembly